AUGAAGUAUUCCACUAUUAUCGCAGCUUAUUCAUUCUUUUUUGCUGUCAAUGCCGCUCCUUUGAACAAGAGAGACAACACCUGCUCGUUGCCUGAAGGUAAGGGUUUGGUGAGCAUUUCUGGAGCCAGUAACCAAGGUUGGGCUUUGAGUCCCGACCAAAAGUGUACCAGUGGUUCUUACUGUCCAUAUGCUUGUCCUUCUGGUAAGCUUAUGGCCCAAUGGAACCCAAAGGCUACUUCUUACACUCCAGGACUGUCUGAACAGGGUGGAUUAUACUGUAACAAUGAUGGUACCGUUUCUAAGCCAUUUGACGAUAAAGACUAUUGUGUCGAUGGUGAAGGUACUGUGUCGGUGAACAACAAAGCUAACAAAGAUGUGGCUUUCUGCCAAACCGUUUUACCAGGUAACGAAGCCAUGUUGAUUCCAACUAAUGCUCAAAGUGGUAAGAGUAAUACUACUCUUGCAGUUCCAGGUCCUGACUACUGGGCUGGUACUGCUGCUCAUUACUAUAUCAACGCUCCAGGUGUUUCUACCGACGAUGGAUGUGUUUGGGGAACAAAGAGCAAGCCAAUUGGAAACUGGGCUCCAUACGUUGCUGGUGCUAACACUGACAAAAACGGCAAUACUUUUGUCAAGAUUGGUUGGAACCCUAAGCACAUUGAUGAUUUCAAUGGUCAAAAGCCCAAUUUUGGUAUUAGAAUCACCUGUGACAACGAGGGUGACUGUAACGGAUUGGACUGUGAAAUAGAUCCUUCCAAGACCGGUUACAAUAGUGUUAGUGGUUCAAGUGCUGACAAACUGCAGGGUGCUGCUUACUGUGUAGUUACAGCCAAGAACAAGGCAUCUGCCAGAAUCGAGGUUUUCUCCGUAUAG
Messenger RNA from Meyerozyma guilliermondii ATCC 6260, 873 nucleotides. RefSeq lists its product as uncharacterized. The transcript has a single exon. Lineage: Eukaryota; Fungi; Ascomycota; Pichiomycetes; Serinales; Debaryomycetaceae. The coding region runs from base 1 to 873 and encodes 290 amino acids. The record is from RefSeq and is a predicted model, not a curated record.